AUGGGUGUAGUGCUGCCGGAGUUACGACAUCUGGCGCUCGUUUCUUGGUCAGGGGGAAGCAUAGUGGAGCUGCGCACACUGACUUCACUAGAGGUGGAUCAGCUGGUACUGUGUAAUAUCUGCAUCACAUCCAUUCCUGCCAGUUUUGAGCUACUGACAGAGGAGGAGGAGGAGGAGGAGGAGGAGGAGGAGGAGGAGGAGGAGGAGGAGGAGGAGGAGGAGGAGGAGGAGGAGGAGGGGGAGGGGAUCUUGGAAAAUGCCCACCAGUUAUUAUAUAGCGGAUACGUUUGUGCUAGUGGGAGCAUGCCCUAG
This is a messenger RNA of Closterium sp. Yama58-4, 312 nucleotides long. NCBI's taxonomy places the organism in Eukaryota, Viridiplantae, Streptophyta, Zygnematophyceae, Desmidiales, Closteriaceae. The record is from the annotation of a GenBank genome assembly.